Messenger RNA from Phacochoerus africanus (Common warthog), 2665 nucleotides. RefSeq names its product synapsin II (gene SYN2). Gene Ontology annotation, molecular function: ATP binding. Gene Ontology annotation, biological process: neurotransmitter secretion. The coding region runs from base 161 to 1912 and encodes 583 amino acids. Gene Ontology annotation, cellular component: synaptic vesicle membrane; synaptic vesicle. The record is from RefSeq and is a predicted model, not a curated record. The transcript is spliced from 13 exons. NCBI's taxonomy places the organism in Eukaryota, Metazoa, Chordata, Mammalia, Artiodactyla, Suidae.
CCCACUCCGCCGCGGCUGUCUGCUGGGCUCACCCGCCGCGGACAGAGCUUCAGCCGCCUCUGUCACCUCAGCCACCUCAGCCCCCGCCGCCGACGCCUCCUUCUCGCCCUCCGCGCCCCCCGGCCCCGACGCCUCGCGCGCCCCCAGCCCCUCUAGCCAGAUGAUGAACUUCCUGCGGCGCCGGCUGUCGGACAGCAGCUUCAUCGCCAACCUGCCCAAUGGCUACAUGACCGACCUGCAGCGGCCGGAGCCCCAGCAGCCCCCGCCGCCCCCGCCCCCCGGCCCGGGCGCGGCCUCGGCCUCGUCCGCGCCCCCGGCCGCCUCGCCGGGCCCUGAGCGGAGGCCGCCGCCGGCCCCCGCGCCCGCGCCGCAACCCGCACCACAAGCAGCGGCGGCGGCGGCGCCGUCGGUGGGCAGCAGCUUCUUCAGCUCGCUGUCCCAGGCGGUGAAGCAGACGGCCGCCUCGGCCGGCCUGGUGGACGCGCCCGCGCCCCCGCCCGCCGCCGCCAGGAAGGCCAAGGUGCUGCUGGUCGUCGACGAGCCGCACACCGACUGGGCCAAGUGCUUUCGGGGCAAAAAAGUCCUUGGAGAUUAUGACAUCAAAGUGGAACAGGCGGAAUUUUCAGAGCUCAACCUGGUGGCCCAUGCAGAUGGGACCUAUGCUGUGGAUAUGCAGGUGCUCCGGAAUGGCACAAAGGUUGUCCGGUCCUUCCGGCCAGACUUUGUGCUCAUCCGGCAGCAUGCAUUUGGCAUGGCAGAGAAUGAGGACUUCCGCCACCUGAUCAUUGGCAUGCAGUAUGCAGGCCUCCCCAGCAUCAACUCAUUGGAAUCCAUUUACAACUUCUGUGACAAGCCGUGGGUGUUUGCCCAGCUGGUGGCCAUCUACAAGACAUUGGGAGGAGAAAAGUUCCCACUCAUUGAGCAGACCUACUACCCCAACCACAAAGAAAUGCUGACACUGCCCACGUUCCCUGUGGUGGUGAAGAUCGGCCAUGCUCACUCGGGCAUGGGCAAGGUCAAAGUGGAAAACCACUAUGACUUCCAAGACAUUGCCAGCGUGGUGGCCCUCACCCAGACCUAUGCCACAGCAGAGCCUUUCAUUGAUGCCAAGUAUGACAUCCGGGUCCAGAAGAUAGGCAACAACUACAAGGCUUACAUGAGGACGUCGAUCUCAGGGAACUGGAAGACCAACACCGGCUCUGCAAUGCUGGAGCAGAUCGCCAUGUCAGACAGGUACAAGCUGUGGGUGGAUACCUGCUCUGAGAUGUUUGGUGGCCUGGACAUCUGUGCUGUCAAAGCUGUACAUGGCAAAGAUGGGAAAGACUACAUUUUUGAGGUCAUGGACUGUAGCAUGCCACUCAUCGGGGAACACCAGGUGGAGGACAGACAACUCAUCACCGAACUGGUCAUCAGCAAGAUGAACCAGCUACUGUCCAGGACCCCUGCCCUGUCUCCUCAGAGACCUUUAACCACCCAGCAGCCACAGAGUGGAACACUUAAGGAUCCGGACUCGAGCAAGACCCCACCUCAGCGGCCAGCCCCGCAAGGGGGCCCUGGGCAACCCCAAGGAGUGCAACCCCCAGGCAAGGUGCUGCCUCCACGCCGGCUCCCCCCUGGACCAUCACUGCCACCUUCCUCUUCUUCCUCCUCCUCUUCUUCCUCCUUCUCGGCUCCUCAGCGGCCGGGCGGCCCCACCACCCACGGAGAUGCACCCUCCAGCAGCAGCUCCCUGGCAGAGGCCCAGCCACAGAAGCCCCAGCCUCACCCACAGCUCAACAAGUCGCAGUCCCUGACAAAUGCCUUCAGCUUCUCUGAGUCCUCCUUCUUCCGGUCUUCAGCCACUGAGGAUGAAGCCAAAGCAGAGACCAUCCGGAGCUUGAGGAAGUCCUUUGCCAGCCUCUUUUCAGAUUAGCUCUCCAGACACACAGGGACACCCGGCUCAACCGGGAAAGGCAUCUGAGACAUUUGCCAACAACAGUCAGCCACGUGUGGUGGUGAUGUCCCCGUGACCUUGACGUGUGUGGCCCCUUCCUCUGCUCCGUUGUGCUCAGUUAUGUGGUGCAGCUCAGAAAGGACCGUGACGGUGUCAGGGAAGGUGCCUAGCCAGCAAGGAGCACCUGACAUCAGAGAGGAUGGAGCUGCUUUCCUGUCGUAGGAGAGCUUCCCCUGAGGUCAUCGUUUGCUGUGAUUUUAGUGGCCUUAUUGUGACAGUGCCAUCCUGUCUUAUUCUUCCUUGUGAAACCAGGAUCCCCUUCACUGAGGGACACCUGGUGGCUUAAUGCAGCUCAGAUGCAGUGCUAAGCAUGCCCCCUGUAGUCAGAGAUGCCUGCUUGCAGAGAAUAUAUUAACCCCCACAUACUCCUGGCUCUAAGCGUUAGGGACAUACCCACACCUGGAUCCCUUGUCACACCUGUUUAGCUGUUUAAAACAUAACUGCCUGGCAUAGGCGAUUCCUCCGAGGCUGUGGUGGUGAAGCAUCUGUAGUCUGCUGCUCCGGGAGAGAUCAAGGACCUGCAGCUCCCCUCCCCCACCUGAGCGCACUGCUUCUGUGCCAGCUCCUCCCCAAGCCGCGCUGUAGAGAAUGCAUGCCAGUAUGCCAAGUUUUGUGUUCCUCUCCAAAUAAAUGUGAAGACUUUUGGUAUAAUAAAAGCAGCAGCAUUAACCA